This is a messenger RNA of Olea europaea var. sylvestris, 1559 nucleotides long. Its product is annotated as heat stress transcription factor A-6b-like. The transcript is spliced from 2 exons. Gene Ontology annotation, cellular component: nucleus. Gene Ontology annotation, biological process: regulation of transcription by RNA polymerase II. NCBI's taxonomy places the organism in Eukaryota, Viridiplantae, Streptophyta, Magnoliopsida, Lamiales, Oleaceae. Bases 295 to 1290 code for a protein of 331 amino acids. Gene Ontology annotation, molecular function: RNA polymerase II cis-regulatory region sequence-specific DNA binding; DNA-binding transcription factor activity. The record is from RefSeq and is a predicted model, not a curated record.
CAAAUAGACUUGGUAUUAAAAUCUCGUCGACUGUAUUUUUAACUGAAGUAACUACCACUAAUUUGCUCUAUAAAUAGCGUUGUUCAUCUUUUUUGGACCAAUUUUUCAGGCAACUCAGCUUCUUAUCACCAUUUCUGGCCUUUCCAAAAGAGAGAGCACAACAAAAACUUCCUGACUUUGUGAUCGCUGCUGCUAGAUUUUUUUUGUAGGAUUGAAUUUAUCACAAAAUACCCUAUAAAAAGAGAAAAGAACUAAAUCCCAUCAAGAAUUUAGAGUUCUUCAUUAAUCUUGAUCAUGAAUCCAAUGUUUCCAGUUAAAGAAGAGUAUUUAGGAGGACCCUCUUCAUCAAGUUCAUGGCAACCAAUUGAGAAGCAGCAUGAGACAGCGCCACUACCACCACCACCUCGACCCAUGGAAGGGCUGCACGAAACGGGGCCUCCACCAUUUUUGACCAAGACCUUUGAGAUGGUGGAUAAUUUGGCCAUUGAUCACAUUGUUUCUUGGAGCAGAGGAGGUUGCAGUUUUGUUGUGUGGGAUCCUCAUUCCUUCUCCACCGGUGUUCUUCCAAGAUACUUCAAACACAACAAUUUCUCCAGCUUUAUUAGGCAGCUCAACACAUAUGGCUUUAGAAAGAUUGAUCCCGACAAUUGGGAGUUCGCAAAUGGAGGAUUUAUUCGGGGACAAAAGCAUCUUUUGAAGAACAUACGGAGGAGAAAGGCCACGUCUCAGCCUCUUCCCCUUGAGCAAGCUAUUAGUCCACGUGUCGAAGUGGGAAGGUUUGGAUUGGAUGCGGAAAUUAAUCAGUUGAGGCGUGAUAAACAAGUACUAAUAACGGAAAUUGUGAAGCUAAGGCAACAACAACAGAGUACUAUAUCCUACCUUAAUCAAAUGGAAUUGAAGUUACAGGAGGCAGAGAAGAAACAGAAAAAAAUGAUGAAUUUCUUAGCUAGAGCAACGCAGAAUCCAGAAUUCAUUCAGAAAUUACUCUUGCAAAAGGAGAAGAGAAAAGAACUAGAAGAGGCGAAUUCCAAGAGGAGACCACUGGAUGAUCCAAGGCCUAGUGAGGAGCCAAGCCGAACUAAUGAAGGGCUGAACCUUUUUAAUACCGAACCUUUAAAAUUUGACAUAACUUAUCGCUCCCAAGUGUCUGAACUCGAGGCACUGGCUUUAGAAAUGCAGGGAUUUGGUAAGGUGGGACGAGAACAAGAGGAAGACCAGGACAAAUUCGAGCAAAUUGGGAGUUCAGACAAGGAACUUGACGCGGGAUUCUGGGAAGAGUUGCUGAAUUAAGGGUUAGAUCAGUAAACAUUCCAUUUCAUCUUGGAUGUUUUAUUCUUUAUUGAUCAACUUUUGGUCUCAGUUAUUUGGUCCUAAUUUGAGGCGAACAGGUAGUUUCUUGGCCGAUUUAUCAGAUUGUGAUAGAACUAGAGGUCUAAAGCGCGUUUUAACAGUGUCAAUCUUUGGUAGUUUUUAAUCAGUAGUCGUUCAUUUCAUCGCCACAACAUACUUUGUAAUUUAGUCUAGUACAAUUUAGAUUCAUAAUUGAUGGCUUUUGUGUU